AGCGGAUAUUGGCUGUGUUGUAUGUAAUUACAAUAAAAAAAAGAGUUCUAAUUCAAGGAUCGCGAACCAAGUUUAAUCUCGUCACACAAAAUUAAAGUCCUUAAACGUCACACGUAGUGUGUGCUUUCGUCACAAUAUUUGUCUAAAGUAUGGCGCUUCUCAUAGAGGUUAUACGAAAAUGAUAAGCUCCUCGAAAAUAAGUUUGAAAAGAUAAAGAUAAAAUAAGGCCAAUCAACUCUUCUGAAAUGAGCUGACCUUCCAUUUAAGAAUUACGUCAUAUUACUCAUAUCGGUCGUAAAAACACUUACACUGCAUUGUAUCGUGUAAAGUUAGAGCAACUCGGUCAACCGUUAGAGUGACAGUGACAGAAAUUCACUUCAGUGAAGUUUUGCUUCUCCUAGUCCUAGCGCCUAACAACUUAUUUGGCCUAGAUCCUCUGCCUCUACUCUUGUCAAAGAAAUUAGAAAGUAUAUUAAAAUUUAACCAUGUCGUCACCAGAAAAGAAAAUGACUUCAAAAGCUAAAAAUAUUCUGAGGGCCGAUGCUGAUCAUGAGAAACCAAAGAUCAGAGAGCGGGCAAAGACGAUAUCAAGUGCUGAUGAAUCUUCAGUUUUAAUUGCUCAUAACAUUGAUGAAGCGGCAACAGUGGAACGAAAAUCUAGAGCCAACAGAGUAUGACUUUAUUAUUUUUUUUAAUGAGGCCUAGCCUAGGUCUAGGCGCCCUAGCCAAAUGAAUUAUUAUUAGACCUAAAGUUUAGGCUAAACAUUACUAAAACUUUUACUAAAGCCUAGACUUAGUCUAAAACUAGGCCUUAGUCUUUAGACUUGGUUAAUUUAGCCUAUCACAUUUUAAUAAUUAAACUUGUGCAUUGUUAAUAUAAAUUUUAUUAAGUCAAAUUAAGUCUUCGAAAUUUAAAUGGUCUAGACUAGGCCUAGUGAAAUAUUAUUUAAUUUUUAUGUAUAAUCAACGAUUUUGACAGAUUAAUCAGCUAGUUUGCCUAUCAAAAAUGUCUUCAAGAGCAAUUAUGCCAUACUAAUACUAUUAUUUGGUUCUGCAUUUCAAAACUAAAUACUUAAUAACCUGUGGAAAAUAUAGCAAGUCAGAAUGAUGUGUAUUCUGCCAUUUGCUAAUCAGCGCAACCCUAAUAGAUACAUACAAUAGAUACAUACAAAGCAAGUUUGCUAAGUUAGCAAAAUACAAGUCUGCUAUCUUUAUAACCAAUGUCCAGAUAUUAAAAGAUUGUACUAUAAUAAAAUAUAAAACAACAGAUGAGUUAAAAAGUUCAUUAAUUUUAUUACAAGUGUAGAAUUUAAGAAAUGUUUCAGUCCUGUAUUAUAAUUAUAAGUUUUCACAAAAUUUAUAGGCCUAACUUGAAAAAUGCUUAAUAAUAUCUGAGGCUGAUGACAGGUGGCAAUGGGGAAAUAUAAAAUACUUUUGUAUUUUAAAGAUAAUAAUACUGGGGCACUGGUAAUGCAACAGAUGUUCAGAGCUUGCAGUACUUGCAGGGGAGAAAAAUUUAAAAAAAAAUAAACCUUGUAUUGCUUUUACUUUUGAAUUCAGUCUAAAAUGAUUUUAUAAAUAUUCUUUUACAGUAUGACCCCUAUUCAUUCCUUGAAAAUAUGACAAUACCGUUUGACUUUGCUAAAAUUGGGAAAUCAAAAAACCAGACUGUGGAGUCUCAAGUUGUUGAUGAAAGUAGUGUUGUAACUGGAGCUGGGGAAUCAGGUGUUAAAAAACCAAUGCCACAUUGUAAAGCAUGUACAGAUUUCAAAACUUGGAUGGAACUCACUGCACAUCCAAGAAGGGUUUGUUACCAUUACUUUACUCUAUACUGGUAUCUCUCAUUGAAACAUUGUGUUUAGGCAGCUCAUAGUUGACGAUUUUUAUUGAUUUUGUAACUAUUUUAAAUCGCAACCAACUCUGUCAAAAAGUUAUUCGAGACAUGAUAGUUUGAUUAUGGGGUGGGGUGGGGGGGGGGGUCAUAAACUUACUAUGUACUCCACUGUUUUUAGACUAUAUAUAUAUAAAUAUUCCUUUGAUAAUGGGCUAAAUGAGAAAUAUCGUAUAAAUUAGAAUAUGAAUACGAGGGAAUAAAGUGUAAAAAAACAAUAUAUGUUGAGCUUUCAUUAUGAUUACACAAAAUACAAUUUUCAAUGUUUUGCAAACCUUUAUCUGUACAACAAAAAAAUUAAUAUAUGUAUAAAUUAAAUUAACAUAAAUAUAUAUCCUACCUAUACCUAAAAAUGAAAGAAAAGAAUAAGAAUGGGCACGUCUCCCUAAAGAAAACAAAGUUCUUCUGAGUUUUGUUUUCGUUAGGGACUUGUGCCCAUUCUUUUGAGUUUUGUUUUCGUUGGGAACUUGUGAACCAUAUAUUAUUUUAUAAAGUUAUUUUAUACAUAUAUGAAUGUCCUGAAGGAGGCAUUUGCUAAAAGAAUUUAUUUUGUGUAACCAUAAUUAAAGCUUAAAAUCUUUUGUUUUAAUUACACAACUUAUUUGUGUCUCAUUAAUCUACUAAUUAGCUUUAUCGCAGUCCACUUUUAUAAUUAGUGACUAUAGUGCCCUGUUUGUUAGGGAACUAAGCUGGGCAGUGAGACAAUAGAUAUAGCAAAGCUGCUAAAAUGAAAGAAAUAGUUGGUCUUAAAUAAAUCACUGUACAUUCAGGCCUCCAUAAAUAACUUUUCCAAAAACUUCCAUCAGCUACUAAAAAAGAAAUCUAUUUAUUUUUAAAUCUAAAUUAAGCAUUAAGAACUAUACAUUUUUAUGAAAAUAAUGUCCAUAGAUCUAUCUUUUGAUCAUCAGAAUUUCCUGGGGUUUUUUUUUCUUUUUAAAUUAAAAGUUAUCAAGUUUCUUUUUCAUUGAUAAAUUUAAACGAUAGUAAUUAUAAUAAUUAGAUCUUAUGAAGUGGGGUAUAUAGUGUUUUCAAAUUUUUCUAGAACAUGAGCAGAGAAGAGAGGGAACAGAAAGAGUGUCCUCCAGAUUCUGAACUGUUGGGUCGUAACACAUGGGCUUUCCUCCACACUAUGGCAGCAUAUUAUCCUGAAAAGCCAACUCCAGAACAGCAGCAUAACAUGAAAAAGUUCAUUGCACUUUUGUCAAUGUUUUAUCCAUGUCAUAAGUGUGCUUCACACUUGCGUGAAGAGUAAGUUUCUAUAUUUGUUUUUUGUUGACUUUGUACCUCGCUUCGAGCCUUUGGGGAUGAAGCGUGUUUUUGAAAUGAACUUUAUUAUUAUUAUUAUUAUUAUUUAUGCAUGUGACAAGCUGCUCAAAAGUGAAUGAGAAAAUUUUAUUACUGCAUCAUUAAUAAAUGCAAUUUUAUAGUUGUUUCUGGUUAAAUAGGGCAGUCAUUUGAUAAAUAUGGCACAGUGACCAUAAAAAUUGAAUUUACUUUUCUUACUGUGGUUUUGAUCAAUAAAAAUUUAUGCAUAAAUAAUAGCAUGCUAAUAAGUAUUAUAAAGACAGUAUAUAUAGGGAUGUUUUAGCAUUGAGCUAAUCUCGACUGAUUAAUACCAUACUAAGAAACCAGGAAAAGUAGGUGUUUGUCAAAUUGUACCCUCUUCAAGUGAUUAAUCUUGGAAAUCAAUUACUGUAUUAUAUAUAUAAAAAUUCUUUUACCAAAUAAGGCAAACUUUUAACCUGUUCAAUGCUUUCAUUCAUAGAGUUGAGUUAACAAAAUAAUAUACAUAAAAUUAUGUACAGUAACUGUAAAUGAGCUAAAUAUCAGAAUCUAUUAAUAAUUAACUUAUAUUAACUGACUAUAUCUUUCUAUUUCUAUACUGUUAGUUUCAGUUUAUUAUAAAGCUUUAAAAAUAUUCAUUUUAAAAUUAGUUUUGUUUGUUUUAACUUCAGCUGAUUACUGGGCCAAAGUGCUCUGGUUACCAAUAGUAGUUGUGUUUGAUAAGAACCCCUGACAUUAAUAUAUUUAAAUGUUUGAUUAAUGUUGUUUCGUAUAGAUUUAAUUCCAAAAAUUUUUUAUGCUAUUAUUUAUUUUGCAGUUUGAAGACAAAUAUACCAGAAACUUGCAGUAAUAUAAAAUUAUCUGACUGGUUUUGCAAGCUUCAUAACAGUGUAAAUGUUCGUUUGGGAAAAGUUGAGUUUGACUGCUCCAAGGUAAGGACUCAUUAUUGCUGGUUUCAGAUUGUCAUUCGAAAUUUCAAAAGCUGUUAUGCACUGGUACUGAAGCUUAUUCAGCUCAUGGUUUUCUUGUAAAAUAUUAAGGCACAACUGGUACUUAUUCAAGUCUGUCUACAUAUUUGGCGCUCUAAUAACAAAAUUGCUCCUGAAAUAUAUUUUUUUGUUUAUAUUUUAAUAGACUUGUGUGUUUUUGUGUGACCCCUGUAAAAGUAUUUCUUAAAAUUAUGGUAUCCACAUUCCAUUUCCAUGUUUUAAGAUGCAAAAUAUUAGGAGUAGGAAUCACUAUUUUCUUUUUACUUAUGACAAUUUUUUAAUUCCUAACUAAUUUAGACAUAUCUGAUAAGAUGGUAAGACUACCAGUUCAGCAAUUUUACUUCAGGCUGUCAAUUUUUUUAUUUUUUUUUUUUGUCCCAAGAAAGUUAGCUGCUCACUGCUUCAGAAAAUGCCAUCUUGAUUUUAAAUUUAAAUCUAAAUAUUAUUUAUAUGAUUUUACCAAAUUUAUAAUUAUAUGUUUAAUAUACAAGCACAUCCCCCAUGACACAGAACCAAAUAGCAUUACACUUUUAUCCUGAGGUUAAUUCGACUAGUACUGGGGUAACCAAACCUUAUUAUUAAUCAAUUAAUCCGGUUAUUUCCUAACUGUUAAAACCUCAUGAGUUUGAUGGUUCUCUUUUUUUUACUACAGGCUUAGACUGUUCACGAUAUUACUGUACAUUAAUUUAAAUAGUGUAUGAAUUUAAAUUUCUGUAAUGACUUGAACAAAUUAAGAUAAAAUUUAAAGAAAUGUGUAGUUUGGCAAAUUUCCCAUAGAGCAGCAACAUAGCCGCCAGUGGAGGAGCAUUGCAGAAGCAGCUUUGCCUAAUAUUAUUUCAGAUGGGCAUCUUUUUUAAACUGAAAGUCAAAUAAGUUGCCAUUUUUUUCACCAAAGGUGCAUUUUAUCAAUUUAUCCUGAACUCUGAUAUAUUUAAUUUAUAAAUGGAUAAGAUGUCUACAAAUUUUCCUGAGUUUUGGACCCUCUGUCAUUUCUUUCACUGAUAUUCGGAUCACAUAACUCUUUGAUGUAAGGGAUAUACUGAUAUGCUCUUCAGUGGCAUACUUCUAGCGACAUUACCGGUAGAUUCAAAAUAACUUUUCUGAGCAACCGCUUAUCAUGUUGGCUGUCUAAUUUUUACAUUUCAAUAGUACUGGGUUUUUUUUUUUCUUUAUCCAAGUAUCUGAUUUCUUUUAAAUGUAUUACAUCUCAUUUCAGGUUCUUGAGCGGUGGAGAGAUGGUUGGAAGGACGGGACCUGUGACUGAUUUGUACUUUCUCUUUUUAGUUAAUCCAAGUCCAUAUUUUUUUUUUGCUGAAUAUUUAGAAACCAUUGCCCUGGUCAUAAUAUCAUCAUUGGAAAACCAAGAAAAGAAGAAAAAAACACCAUAAACCGGUAUUGAAUUACCUGUUUUUUUUAUGUUAAAUUCAAACAAAAAUCUCAGAUUGGAAUUAGGCAUUUGUUUACUUGAAAUUAGAUGUUCCUAAUCGAAAUUAUAGUGAAGAAAAUAAUUUAGGUUUACUCAUAAAAAUAGCUGUAAAAUAACAAUUUUAUCUGCUAAAAAAAAUCACAUAAUUUUAACUUCUUCUAAAGAUGCAUUAUUCAAAUUGACAUCACACUUGCAUUAACAGCACAUUCUCCAUACUGCUUUCUUGUUAAAGGCAAACUUUAAGUGAAAAAAUAAAAUCAUGCGUUUUUACAAAAUUCAAUGUUUUCUGAGGCUAAAAAUGUGUAAUUAUUGACCAUUGUAUAGUUAUCUUUAAAAUAUGAAAUUGCAUGGUAUGUGUGACAUUCAAUAAAUAAUUUAAUGAUACAUAUUUUCUUGUUUAUCAAGAGUGUGGCAUACCAGUAAUGUGUAUAUUUCUACCACUUCUUUUGAUAUCAUGGCUUACAUUGUUAAUUAAUUUUUUUUCAAGUUAAGAAAAGGUGCAUUUGUUUACCAAAAGCAUGGCAGUUUUAAUGGUGUAAUCAUUUCACCAUGGAAACAAUUGUCAUACAUUUUAAUAUUGUUUAUCUUUGGAAGGGUUAUAAUUUCAUUUUUUAUUUUAUUAGAUUUGGAAUUUUAUUUUUCUGAACACUUCUUUCAUCAAAUUUAAAUUUGUAACCAUGUGAAAUGUUGGUUUGCAAAAAUAAUUAAUUUAUUGAUCAACACCGGUAUUAAAAGAAUGUUUAGGCUUUGGUUUGCGAGAGCCAUUCAUUCAACUGGUUAAAUUUAAACUGACAUAUGGAACAGGUUGUUAAAAAUUUUUUUAAGAAAUGCAAAUAUAAAAACUGGUAAACCAGUACAAAUACAUUUUUUAAUAGCACAAUUAGCAAAUUUAUACAGAAGCAAAAUUUAUUUGAAUGGCGCACUGCUGUAUUCAGGCAUUGAUAAACUUAAGCUGUGUCUGACCAGUAUCUGUGUACACAAGGAGACAAUCCACUUUCCAGUGUACAAUAUUUAGUUGUAUGUCAUUUUGUUAUCAAAUGUACUGACUGUAUGCAAAUAAGAAUGAACCAUUUAAAAUAAAAUGAUUUUCCUA
Lymnaea stagnalis (great pond snail) is the source of this 6683-nucleotide messenger RNA. Lineage: Eukaryota; Metazoa; Mollusca; Gastropoda; Lymnaeidae. The record is from the annotation of a GenBank genome assembly.